AUGUCCAAUUUUCAGCUACCUCAAGGAUUCAAACCAGCUUCAGGCGGACCAAGCGGAGGGAACAAUGGACCAUCCCCUGAGGAGAGAGAGGCAGCAGAAGCUAGGGCGAGACAGGCAGAGGAAAUGAAGAGGACCAUGAUUGCUGCAAUGUUGGAACCCGCUGCUAGGGAGCGAUUAUCUCGAAUAUCCCUUACUCGACCACAACUGGCAGCGCAAGUGGAAGAUUUACUGGUAAGGAUGGGGCAGCAAGGUCAGAUUAGAGGUCAAGUGACGGAUGAAGCUUUGAAAGGGUUAUUGGAACAGGUAUCUAAUCCACCUCCCAGUAAGAAUACAACACCAGCUGUAUCCGCUGGAGGAAGGACAAAAUCGCUAGGUGGUGGUAUAACUAUCCAACGUAAACGAGACGAUUCAGAUUCGGACGAAUACGAUUUAUAG
Molecule: messenger RNA, 435 nt
Organism: Kwoniella botswanensis
Lineage: Eukaryota; Fungi; Basidiomycota; Tremellomycetes; Tremellales; Cryptococcaceae
Exons: 4
Coding region: 1-435 (144 amino acids)
Cellular component (GO): cytosol; nucleus
Molecular function (GO): DNA binding
Source: RefSeq, a predicted model, not a curated record